AUGGGCUCCGUGACUUCGGCCCUGACGAGGACGAGGAACGCGCUGGUGAAGGUGGGCUCGCAGCCGGAGACCCAGGACCCGGAGAGGAGCCAGUCCGCCCCGGAGACCGACCGGGCCCGGAAGAGGAGCUCCCGGUUCAACGUGGCCAUCCAGGUCGGGAGGCAGAGCUCCCGCACGUCGCUGUCCGAGGUGCUGAGCAGGCAGGACGGCGAAGGAGCCAGACAGACCCCGAGGAAGAGGAGUGCGGAGGCUCCACAGGUGGCAAAUGAAGACGCAGAGACCUCCAUGAGACCGCAGGCCAGUUUUUCACGCUCAAAGUCCCAGAGUGCAUUGUGGAACGCCAUCACCGCGGGGAUGGGGAUCAAAGGCAAAGAACAGAAGCCCCCCUUGAAUGACCCGCGAAGUCCUGAAGAGAUUCUGGCCGACGAGCUUCCCUCCGCAGACCAACCCGACGCCACAGAGAAGACGGCCAUCAGGCGCAAGUACAAGAAGACGUCCCAGAGAUUGAGAUGUCUGGUGAAGCAGUUGGAGAGAGGAGAGGCUUCCCUCGCUGACCUCAAGAAAAACCUGGAGUAUGCGGCGGCGGUGCUGGAAUCCGUUUACGUCGAGGAGACAAGACGCUUGGUGGACACAGAGGAUGAGCUCAGCGACAUCCAGUCGGAGUCGGUGCCCUCAGAAGUGCGGGACUGGCUGGCCUCCACCUUCACUCGCCAGAUGGGCCUGAUGCUGCGACGCAAUGAAGAAAAGCCGCGCUUCCGCAGCAUCGUCCACGCCGUCCAGGCUGGAAUAUUUGUUGAGAGGAUGUACCGACGUACCUCCAAUAUGGUGGGACUCAGCUACCCCCCUUCUGUCAUAUCUGUGCUUAAGAAUGUUGACAAGUGGUCGUUUGACGUUUUCGCUCUAAAUGAGGCCAGCGGGGAUCACGCACUUAAAUUCAUAUUCUACGAGUUACUCACGAGAUACGACCUCAUUAGCCGCUUCAAGAUCCCGAUCUCUGCAGUGGUGUCAUUCGUGGAGGCCCUGGAAGUGGGAUACAGCAAACAUAAAAACCCCUACCACAACCUGAUGCACGCCGCUGACGUCACGCAGACUGUACAUUACUUGCUACUCAAGACUGGCAUGGUGCAUUGGUUGACUGAGCUGGAGAUCUUUGCCAUGAUCUUUGCGGCGGCAGUGCACGACUACGAGCACACGGGGACCACAAACAACUUCCACAUUCAGACAAGGUCGGACACAGCGAUCCUCUAUAACGACCGUGCAGUGUUGGAGAGUCACCACGUCAGCGCAGCGUACCGCCUCCUGCAGGAUGAUGACGAGAUGAACAUCCUCUACAACCUGUCCAAGGACGACUGGAGAGAGCUGCGGGCUCUGGUGGUGGAGAUGGUGCUGGCCACAGAUAUGUCCUGUCAUUUCCAGCAGGUGAAGGCCAUGAAGAACUUCCUACAACAACCUGAGGGCAUUGACAAGCCCAAAGCCCUUUCCCUGCUGCUGCACACCGCAGACAUCAGCCACCCGGCCAAAAGAUGGGACCUCCACCAUCGCUGGACCACCUCCCUCCUGGAGGAGUUCUUCAGACAGGGGGACAAAGAAUCCGACCUCGGGCUUCCGUUCUCACCGCUCUGCGACCGAAAGUCAACAAUGGUGGCCCAGUCCCAGAUCGGGUUCAUCGACUUCAUCGUGGUGCCCACCUUCACCGUGCUGACGGACAUGAUGGAACGCAUCGUCACUCCGCUCAUCGACGAGGCCGCCCACGCCGGGCUCGCCGUCUUCCGCCGAUCAAGUCUGAACAGUCUUAGCUCGGAUGAGGUCAAACGGCAGAGUGUGAAGAGCUCCGACAGCAGCUCGUCCGGCCAGAGCUCUCUGCUGACGCUGGACAUGAAGAACUUCAAGGCCCUGUGGAAUGAAGAGGUUUAUCAGAACAGAGAGAGGUGGAAAACGCAGGCCACUAAAGAGGCGGAGGAGAGGGCUAAAAAGGAGGCGGAGGAGAGAGCUCAGCAGGAGGACACUAUGGAGCCCCAGGAGGGACAAACGGAACCAGAACAGCCUGAACCAAAGGAGGACCAAUUGGAGGGGGAGGCGGCCGGGUCGGCAGAGGUCAGCACAUCGCCGGACGGGAACACGGGGGAAACAGAGGAGGGCGAUCAGGCCGAGGGCGCCACACACAAGAGUCCGUCUCUGCACAACGGAGAGUUGUCUGAAGGAGCUGAAUCUACAGAGGAUGAAGAAAAUAAAAACAAAAGUGUCGAUGGUAGCGAUGGACUAGUCGAGCUGUAGAUAAUCAACAUCAUCACCGGACCCUGAACCUGUUCUUCUAACUCGACUGGGGGAGCUCACCCAGACUCACUUCAGAGGGAAGGCCAUCAGUUGGACUGUGUCGCCCUCUUCAGGGCGUCAAGAAACUCACACCUUCACUUCCAUUUUUGUGUCCUAAUGAUGAGUAGUUUUUACUUUUCCUGUGUUUACACUCCAACGCUCUUGUAUGCAGAGUUUGAGGCUCCGCCCAUGUGCAUGAUUCCUCCCUCUCUGCUUAUUGAUGAAGACAAUACAGAAGAUUUAAUGAUCUUAAGGUGAUGGGGGGGUUGAGAGGAGCCUUUUUAAAAGACUGACACUGAAAAUGUUUUUUAGUUUGCCAAUCUUUUACCCAACACAUCCACAGACAUGUAGCCAUCGUACAAGUCCCACUUUUAUUUUAUUUCUUCCUCUGUGCACUCAUUUGUUGGAUUUUAGCAUCCCACAGUAAAAGCUGGUUUAUUUAGAAACAAAGUAUGUUACAGUCAUUUGUUUUUCGUCCUUUCAAAUUAAAACAGAAGUGCUUUUUAUUGUGGAAAAUGCAGGAUAAAUGCACAUGAAAAGGGACUUUUACAGCUGCCACACAGAAUGUAAACUGUCUGGGUUUGUGUUUAGUACAAAGGGGUCACAUUAACAAACCUACUCUAUAUAGAAAUAUUGUGCUUUAUAGGAAUUCCUGCUGGGAGUCUCACCCGAUCGAGAGACUACCACAAAAACCUUUUCACCACCAGUUGUGUCUCAUUUUUCCUCUUCACACGUUUACUUUCUCAGUGCUUUCCUCAGACGAUGUGUGUUUGUGUUCCAUGCAGUCAGGUUCCGUUUGUUUUUUUGUGUCCUUGUCGUCUGCACUGUAAAUAUGUUUGUACAUGUAUGAAUCUGUGAAUGAGUAGAAAUCCUAUGAUUCCACAAUCCAAAAAUCAAGAUUGUUUUUGGAUGUAAUAUAAGAUAUUGUAGUGGAAAAUAUUCGAAUGCAACCCUUUGCAUUUCAGACAUAUCACACAUUAAAAUGC
Messenger RNA from Limanda limanda (common dab), 3299 nucleotides. RefSeq names its product phosphodiesterase 1C, calmodulin-dependent b (gene pde1cb). The coding region runs from base 1 to 2274 and encodes 757 amino acids. The record is from RefSeq and is a predicted model, not a curated record. Gene Ontology annotation, molecular function: 3',5'-cyclic-nucleotide phosphodiesterase activity. Gene Ontology annotation, biological process: signal transduction. NCBI's taxonomy places the organism in Eukaryota, Metazoa, Chordata, Actinopteri, Pleuronectiformes, Pleuronectidae. The transcript has 19 exons.